AUGGACUUCAAACAGGACGACGAAGAAUUCAUCAAUGAGCUGUUGGGCCAUGCAGGGUUGGGGAACUUUAAUGGCGAUAUGGGGGCACACACCACAGGGGAUGGUGAUAAUGGGUUUGAAAGGGCGACAAAUUUGGAUGCAGAAAUGGGCUUUCAAGGUUUGAACGUUCCAGCCCAUACUGCCAACGAUGGGGCCACGGGAAACUCGUUAGGUAACUCGCGUGAGACUAUGGAGUCUGGUUAUUUGAUUGAUGAUCACUUAGGUCGACAGCCGCAGCAGCUAGAGUUUUUGAGUGAGAAUGUGCUUUUUCAACAGGAUCCCCAUCAACAGGACCUCGCGAACGAUGAUCAACUUUCGAGUUUUACGGAGGAUCGAGUUUCAUCUCUAGGUUCUAGUGUAACCACAGGGGACUUUAUGUCUCCUACAUCCUCGUCUUUCAACUACCAAUCUAUGCAGCAGCUACAGCCCCAGCAGUCACAUCACCGAGACUCGGUGGAAUCCACUUCUUACUCUAACUACCUGUCAUCAAGUUUCCGGUCACCUUCAAACAGCCUGCGACAAGGAAAUUUACUUUCAGGAUCACUCCGUACUCAGCAACUCCACCCUCGCCAUUCCUCGGUUGGCAGUGUCCCACAGCAUCAAUCUCCACUUUCUCUCGAACAAACUGGGUCCAGCGCGCAGAUAACCCCCGAGGAAAGACUUCGGCGUCGUCGCGAAUUCCAUAACGCAGUAGAAAGAAGACGGCGGGAGCUCAUCAAGCAGAAAAUCAAAGAAUUGAGCAAAAUUGUGCCCCCCAGCCUUUUAAACUAUAACGACCAGGGAAAAGAAGUGAAACCAAAUAAAAGCGUCAUAUUGGGAAGGUCUGUGGACUAUCUUGAAUACCUGCAGCAAGUCUUGGAAAUUCAAGACCGCAAACGGCAAUUACUUCUGCGAAAGGUGAGAGAGUUUGAGUUAUUCCGACAACAUGGUAAGACCAGUGCUCUGGAUGGCAACCGAAUUUCUUCCGCCGCACAUGUACCGGAUUCGGGGAGUUUUAACGUGGGAGCUGUUAAUAGUACUUCACCAGAACAGAUUCUCGAUAACAGGACACUGCCGCUUGCUGGCGACAAUGCAUCUUCAACACCGUCCACUACGAUACAGGACGACCUACAGCAGUUUUUGUCGGGAGAUCUCAUUGAGGCCGAAGACAAUGCAAAAUUGAUGUUUGGUGGUGAAAGCGAUGGAACGGCCGCAGACUUUCUCUUAAAUUUUGGCAAGUAA
Messenger RNA from Lachancea dasiensis, 1260 nucleotides. Lineage: Eukaryota; Fungi; Ascomycota; Saccharomycetes; Saccharomycetales; Saccharomycetaceae. The record is from the annotation of a GenBank genome assembly.